GCUGGCAGUUGUAACCGGACUCCUGGACGUGACGUUCGCGGACAUGAUUGGUGGCGGAGUCCUCUAUAUAUCCGCCAGGCUUCACUCCCACCUUCUCGCCAGUGGAAUUUCAGUUCCUGCACCUUCAGGGCAGACGAACACAUCAAAUAAGAAAAAAAGCUGGCAGGCUGACGGGAACUUGCAAUUUUACAGGACGGAUUAUCUGGUAACUGACCAUUUAGCUGUGGAACGCUCGGACUCUGUGUUUGACGUGGGAUCCUAACCAUGAGCUCAGUCGCUGUACUUACGCAGGAAAGCUUCAUUGAGCACCGCAGUGGGCUUUUGCCAGAGCAGAGUGGUGCUGCUGGAGGCCCCAGUGGUGAAGAUGAGGAAGACCUUCCUACCUACAAGGAUGCCUUCCCACCUCUUCCUGAGAAAGCGGCCACACCUGAGGGGACGCAGGAAACCGCCAACGCGUGGACAUCAAAGAUUCGCCCUCUGAAGUCCUCCAUUAUCACCCAGGUUUUCCAUGUGCCGCUGGAGGAGCGCAAGUACAAGGACAUCAACCAGUUUGGAGAAGGAGACCAGGCCAAGGUCUGUGUGGACAUCAUGCACAAGACUGGAGCCCACCUGGAGCUCUCCUUGGCUAAAGACCAGGGCCUCUCCAUCAUGGUUUCUGGGAAGCUGGAGGCCGUGAUGAAGGCCCGUAAGGAGAUCGUGUCCCGACUGCAGACUCAGGCUUCAGCUACUGUCGCCAUCCCCAAGGAACACCAUCGUUUUGUCAUCGGCAAAAACGGGGAGAAGCUUCAGGAGCUUGAACUCAAGACCGCCACCAAAAUCCAGAUCCCACGACCCGACGACCUCAGCAACCAGAUCAAGAUCUCUGGGACGAAGGAGGGUCUCGAAAAGGCAAAGCAUGAGAUCCUGUUGAUCUCUGCCGAGCAGGACAAGCGUGCUGUGGAGAGGGUGAACAUCGAUAAGGUCUACCAUCCCUUUAUCACCGGGGCCUACAACAAGGUAGUGGCAGAGAUGACGCAGGAAACAGGCGCUCGUAUCAACGUCCCCCCUCCCAGCGUGAAUAAGACCGAGAUCGUCAUCACUGGGGAGAAGGAGCAGGUGGCCCUUGCUGUGGCUUUGAUCAAGAAGAUUUACGAGGAGAAGAGGAAGAACACGACCACGAUAGCGGUGGAGGUGAAGAAGUCGCAGCACAAGUACGUAGUCGGCCCCAAGGGAAACACCCUGCAGGAGAUCCUGGAUAAAACUGGAGUCUCGGUUGAGAUCCCACCUUCUGACAACAGCUCAGAAACAGUCAUCCUUCGUGGGGAGCCUGACCGCCUGGGGCAGGCCCUCACUGAAGUUUACGCCAAGGCAAACAGUUACACUGUUUCCUCGGUGUCGGCUCCUUCUUGGCUUCAUCGUUUCAUUAUUGGCAAAAAGGGACAGAACUUGGCUAAGAUCACCCAACAGAUGCCCAAGGUGCACAUUGAGUUCACUGAGGGCGAAGAUAAAAUCACCUUGGAAGGACCAACCAAAGACGUGCAAAUGGUGCAGGGUCAGAUUGAAGCCAUUGUUACGGACUUGGUAAGUCGAAUGGACUAUGCGGAGAUCUCUGUGGAUCCUAAAUUCCAUCGUCACCUGAUUGGAAAAGGCGGCGUCAACAUCAACCGCAUCAAAGAGCUGCACAAGGUGACUGUCCGCAUCCCUCCUGACAACGAGAAGAGCAACCUGAUCCGUAUAGAGGGGGAUCCCCAGGGUGUCCAGGAAGCCAAGAAGGAGCUGCUAGAGCUGGCGUCACGCAUGGAGAACGAGCGUACAAAGGACCUGAUCAUCGAACAGCGUUUUCAUAGAGCCAUCAUUGGCCAAAAAGGGGAGAAGAUAAAGGAAGUGCGGGAUAAAUUUCCAGAGGUCAUUAUCAACUUCCCUGACCCAGCACAGAAGAGUGACAUCGUUCAACUCAGAGGGCCGCGGAACGAGGUUGAGAAAUGCUCCAAGUUCAUGGGCAAGAUGGUGGCUGAAAUGGUGGAGAACAGCUACUCUCUCUCCGUCCCCAUCUUCAAGCAGUUUCACAGGAACAUCAUUGGAAAAGGAGGGUCCAACAUCAAGAAGAUUCGAGAGGAAACCAACACCAAAAUCGACCUGCCUGCAGAAAACAGCAACUCUGAGAUGAUCGUCAUCACUGGGAAGAAGGCGAACUGCGAAGCUGCAAAGAACCGCAUUCUGGCGAUUCAGAAAGAGCUGGCCAACAUCACAGAGAUGGAUGUGUCCAUCCCCUCAAAGCUGCACAACUCCCUGAUUGGUUCAAAGGGCCGUCUGGUGCGCUCCAUCAUGGAGGAGUGUGACGGCGUGCACAUCCACUUUCCUUCUGAGGGAUCAGGGAUAGAUAAAGUCACCAUCCGGGGGCCUGUGGAGGAGGUGGAGAAAGCAAAGCAGCAGCUGCUUGCUUUGGCAGAGGAAAAGCAAAUAAAGAGUUUCACUGUCGAGCUGCACGCAAAGCCAGAAUACCACAAGUUUCUGAUUGGAAAAGGGGGCGGAAACAUCCGCAAGGUGCGUGACAGCACCGGAGCCAGAAUCAUCUUCCCCACCUCUGAGGACAAAGACCAAGAAGUCAUCACUGUGGUCGGCACAGAGGAGGCGGUGCGGACGGCCCAGAAGGAGCUGGAGGAGCUGAUCAAGGGUUUGGACAACGUGGUGGAGGACACGAUGAGUGUGGACCCAAAGCAUCAUCGCUACUUUGUGGCGCGCCGGGGUCAGGUCCUCAGGGACCUGGCUGAUGAGUACGGAGGGGUCAUGGUGAGCUUCCCUCGUACCGGCUCUCAGAGCGAGAAGGUCACCCUCAAAGGAGCCAAAGAAUGUGUGGAAGCAGCCAAGAAGCGCAUGCUGGAGAUAGUCGAGGACUUGGAUGCCCAGGUGACUGUUGAGUGCGUCAUCCCUCAGAAGUUCCACCGUUCUAUCAUGGGUCCCAAGGGAUCAAGGAUCCAGCAGAUCACCAGAGAUCAUAACGUGCAGAUAAAGUUUCCAGAACGUGAGGAUCCACAAGCAGCGCCUCCUGCUGAAGCUCCUGUCCAGGAGAACGGAGAAGCUGACGGCGAAGCGAAGGAACCGGUCGACCCCAAUGCUCCCAAAAAGUGUGAUGUGAUUUUGAUUUCUGGACGCAAAGAGCGCUGCGAGUCGGCUGUGGAGGCGCUAAAGGCCCUGGUUCCCGUCACCAUCGAGGUGGAAGUGCCUUUUGAGCUUCAUCGAUACAUCAUUGGACAGAAAGGAAGUGGAAUCCGUAAAAUGAUGGAUGAAUUUGAGGUGAACAUUCAAGUGCCUCCUCCUGACCAGCAGUGUGAUAAAAUAGCCAUCACCGGCUUGGCCUCUCACCUUGACCGCGCCAAAGAGGGCCUCCUGGAGCGAGUCAAGGAGCUGCAGGCUGAGCAGGAGGAUCGGGCACUCAAGAGCUUCAAGCUGACCAUCACUGUGGACCCAAAGCAUCACCCAAAAAUCAUCGGGCGCAAAGGCGCCGUCAUUACAAACAUCCGCACUAUGCAUGAUGUCAACAUCCAGUUCCCAGAGAAGAAUGAUGAAAACCAGGAUCAGAUCACCAUUACAGGGUAUGAGCAAAAUGCCAUCGCUGCACGAGAUGCCAUCCAAAAUAUUGUGGGAGAGCUGGAAGAGAUGAUCACUGAGGAAAUCACCCUGGACAGCAGGGUUCAUGCUCGCAUUAUUGGAGCUCGGGGAAAAGGCAUCCGCAAGAUCAUGGAUGAGUUUAAGAUUGAUCUCAGGUUUCCACAGAGCGGAGCUGCAGACCCGAACAUUGUGGCGGUGAUCGGUCGCCCUGAACAUGUGGAUGAAGCCAUAGAUCAUCUCCUGAACCUGGAAGAGGAAUAUUUGUCAGACGUUGUGGAAAAUGAGGCGAAGAUGGCGUACAUGAGGCCACCGGGCGGCAGCGUCGCUGCUGUGGACGAGCAGCGCGGUCAGUCCAAAGGUUUCGUGGUGAGGGAGGCCCCCUGGGCCAGCAACAGCGAGAAGGCCCCGGACAUGAGCAGCUCUGAGGAUUUCCCAAGCUUUGGAGCCCCAGUCCAGGCCAAGGCUUCCCCCUGGGGGCCCAAACGCUUUUAAAGCCGUUUCUGCUGCCGAUCAAAAUAAUAAUGUAACAAAUCUUCCCCGUCUGCAUCCCCCUCCUUACCCUCUAGACCUGGACUGCCCGCUGACCCUCCAGAAAAUCGUCCUCCAUCAUGAUCUACCCUUUAGGGUCACCAGUCCAAACAGAAAGAGCUUUCAGAUCCUGUAAUUCAUUGAGCUUCGUAUCUGCGUCACUCGCCUUCGCCUCGCCGUUCCGUCUAAAAAAACAAAGACUGAAGUUUUAAAUGUUUAGACCAGACAAAUCAUCAUGGUUUGAAACUGUUAUACCAAAUAGUGGUGACCAGACAUCACUACGUUUUACGUGAGCUGCCCUGAUCUUAGUUGCCUUUGCAGGAAUGAGGGUGGGGGGGCUUGAAUCGGUGCUGUUCAGGCUCAUCAGAUGAAGGUUUCCACCCUCUUCCUGCUUCAUCCAUGUAGCUGAGUGGAAUCACCUAAUUUUUUUUCUAGUCUUCUGUUCCCAAGCAAACUAUAGUGGUUGUCUAACCGUGUCCUUCCAUGUGCUCGUACCUGUGCUGCUGUGCAGAUGAUCAAACUUUAGCUCCCACCUUUGUAGCCUUAUGAAUGGGUGAGCUUUGAUGGGAGGGGUGGGUGGGGGUGGGGGGUUUUAGGAGUGGGGGUUUGCUUUCAGCCACUGCAGAAUGGCACCAACUCAAACUGCCAGAUGCUUGGAGAUCAUGCCACACUUUAAAACUUUGUACAACACUAGGCUAGAGCUCCGGCGCAUCAAACCUCACACUAACCGCUAACUAGACUCGUUGCAUUUCAAAGUGAAAUCACUCUAGGAAAGAAAGAAAGAGGACCACCAUGUGCCAACUUCCUUACACGUCCUGUUGAUUCGCCCUCUGUAGUGGGUCAGUGUCCAGUCCCUUUGUCUUCCCGUUGCUAUGCAGAAUCCUCUGUUCAGUAGCAAUGAUCCCUUUUAUUUUCUUUUAAUUUUUCUUUUUUUUUUUUUUUUUUUUAUUUGAGCCUUACAACUAGAAAGAUACAAACCAGGUAGAGAUGAGUUGCUUUCUGUAGACGACUGCAAAAUGUUUCUCCGUUCUGUUAAAACAUCGGAACCAUUUUCUGCCCAGUUGUGUCGUUUGACUUGGAGUGUUAAGUGUUAACCUCUAGCAUCUGCCUACCCUGGUUUAUAUCCUCCUAGUAUCGAACGAAAGAUUAUGCAAAUAUGAUGAAGUGAACGGUUAUGGGCGACACUGGAAAAAAAUGUCCAAAAGCCAAUAAAAAAAAUUGAAAACA
Cyprinodon tularosa is the source of this 5343-nucleotide messenger RNA. RefSeq names its product high density lipoprotein binding protein a (gene hdlbpa). Gene Ontology annotation, cellular component: nucleus; cytoplasm. NCBI's taxonomy places the organism in Eukaryota, Metazoa, Chordata, Actinopteri, Cyprinodontiformes, Cyprinodontidae. The transcript has 28 exons. The coding region runs from base 265 to 4080 and encodes 1271 amino acids. Gene Ontology annotation, molecular function: mRNA binding. The record is from RefSeq and is a predicted model, not a curated record.